AUGGGUGGAGUAGAAACAUUCUGCUGUUGUAAUCAAGAAACCAACCUAGAAAAACGUGAUGCAAAACAUCGUUGUAAUAACGUAACGUGUAUGUGGAGCAGUUCAUCCUCCAACAGAUUUGUGGUUAAAAAAGCACCACCAACUAUUCGAUAUAUUCCAAAUUUUAUCACUGAGGAAGAAGAAAAGUUUCUUCUUUCCAAAGUAUAUUCAGUUCCGAAACCGAAAUGGCAGCAACUUCUGAACAGACGCCUACAGAAUUGGGGUGGCAUUGUAAGCAAGGAAGUUCUGAUUCCGGAUGGCGCUAUUCCUUCGGUACAUUUCAGUGCAUUUAUUGGAAUUGUUGGUGUAUUAGACUGCGGUUUAAAAAAAAAUUCCUUGCACAUGUGGUGGAUUGUCUCUGGGCAUUCUCCGAUAUUAACUGUACCAAAGAUUCCGUGGCUUAACUCCGUUAUCGACAAGCUAAUGACACUUGGUGAUACAUUUCCUCCCAAUAGGCGUCCAAAUCACGUGUUGAUUAACGAAUAUCUUCCUGGACAAGGCAUCAUGGCACACACGGAUGGUCCUGCUUUCUAUCCUAUGGUUACUACAAUUUCGUUAGGUAGUGACACAAUUAUUGAUUAUUAUAAACCUAUAGAUCCAGAGCGAAAUAAUGUCAAGCAAAAACGUUAUGUUGGUUCUGUAUUACUUGAGCGACGUAGCUUAAUCCUUGUUAGUGAUGAUGCAUAUACAAAAUAUUUGCAUGAAAUUGCGGAUCGAACGUUUGAUGUUAUCACAAGUGAUAUUUUUAACCUUGAAAGUACCAACAAGCGUAUCGGAAAAGUCGUGACUCGUGACCUCAGGUUAGGUGUCUGUUUUCCGGAGAAACAGAAGACAAGUGGUGGGGAGAAGAUGAGCGGUCAUUUUGAAAAUUCAGUUGGGGUGGCAAGAUUGAUGGUUUUAGUAAUGGUUAACGGUUCAAUAGCUCCGUAA
Loa loa (African eye worm) is the source of this 969-nucleotide messenger RNA. RefSeq lists its product as hypothetical. The transcript is spliced from 6 exons. The record is from RefSeq and is a predicted model, not a curated record. The coding region runs from base 1 to 969 and encodes 322 amino acids. NCBI's taxonomy places the organism in Eukaryota, Metazoa, Nematoda, Chromadorea, Rhabditida, Onchocercidae.